AUGGAAUUGGGCGACCUGGCGACGGGUCCAGUCGAACUUCGUCUCAUACCUGGAUGGGCCUCCAUGACCACGUUUGGCGUGUCCCAGUUCAUCUGCGACUUUGAUAUUGCCCGUCAGGUGCCUCUUACAGGCGAUAUAUCGUAUGACGAUCUCUCAAAGAUUGUCAACGUUGCUGCGUCCGUUCUACGUCAGGUCCUGCGGGCGGGUAUGCCCUACCACAUGUUCUACGAGCCACGACCGGGCCAUGUGGCGCAUACGGCGACGACGAAGGUCAUAGCGCGAGAACCAUUGAUCUCAGAGUGGUCUGGCCUGUGCACCGACCUCAUGCUUCCCGCUGGUGCUGGGCUGAGCAAAGCCUUGAGGGAAGAACCGACAGGCAGCAAUCCCGCCAAAAGCGGCUUCAUGGUCACCAAAGGCGACGGCGAGCCUGGCAUGUACAUGUACUUAGAGAAGCAUCCAGAGAAGGCUCGACACUUUGCAAGAGCCAUGGAGGCAGUCCGAAAAGAUGAGGCGUACGCAACUCGACACUUUAUCGACAGCUGGCCGAAUGAUUUGCAGAGAGGUAAAGUCGUCGAUCUGGGCGGAUCCGAAGGCACAGUGGCCUUUGCGCUGGCCGACAAGUUCCCAGAACUGGAGAUCGUGGUCCAGGACUUGCCCGGGGCAGUUGAAGGUGCACGAGUUCAAGAGGGCAAGAACGUGUCAUUUAUUCCUCAUGACUUUUUCAACGAGCAGCCUGUCAAGGACGCUGACGUAUAUAUGUUCCGCUGGAUUCUGCUUGACUGGCCCGACUUUCAUGCCCAACGCAUGCUAAGAGCUUUGAUCCCGGCGCUGAAGCCUGGUGCCAAGGUCAUCAUAUUUGAUCAGAUCAUGCCUCCGGCUGGUACAUCGCCUUUGAGCGUCGAGCGAUAUCAACGACACAUUGAUUUCGCCUUGUUGGCCCUUUUCAACUCCAAGCUUCGUGACGUCGACGAAUGGAAACAAGUCAUUACCCAGUCAGACCAGCGUUUCAAGGUCACGGAUGUCAGGUACCCUGAAAACUCCCGACUUUCCCUCAUUGAAAUCGUAUGGCAACCAUAA
Penicillium mononematosum is the source of this 1077-nucleotide messenger RNA. RefSeq lists its product as uncharacterized. Gene Ontology annotation, molecular function: O-methyltransferase activity. Bases 1 to 1077 code for a protein of 358 amino acids. NCBI's taxonomy places the organism in Eukaryota, Fungi, Ascomycota, Eurotiomycetes, Eurotiales, Aspergillaceae. The record is from RefSeq and is a predicted model, not a curated record. The transcript has 4 exons.